GGGGCAUGCAGAGUGGUUCUUUGCGCUUCCCAAUGGCUGCCGUGACUCCGGUGCCAUGAGCAAAGUCCAGAGAGCAUGAGGCUACAAUCCAAAAGCUCCAGCAAUGGCGAAGCAAAAAAAGAGAGGCCAUACUCCGCCGAGAUGUCUGGGAGCCGCACAGUGCAGCGAGAAGUGUCCCGACACCUGGCGGCGCUGGCACGGGCGAGGCAUUUGCAGCACUCCCCGGAGCGGCGGGUGGAGAAUGAGCCCGAGGCGGAGGUCAUCCCCCGGAUCGGCAACACGUUGGUGCCCUACCGAAUCCAUGAGCCGGCGACCCACGCCCAGCGCUUGUCUCAGCUGUGCUACGAAAAGUACAAGAAGAAUGAGGCGGCUAUGGAAGCUGGGACUUUGCGCGCUAGGACCCUGAGAAAGCCCCUGGCGCCCACUCGCUCGGUGGACUUCGGCCUUCUGCCCAACGCGUGGCGCCCCACCUGGGAGGACGUCCUGGCGGAGUCGCACGCGAGCCACUCGCCCCUGGCCCUGGCGGCGGCCAACUUGAUCGCGGGGCGCUCCGUGGCCAAGGCGCUGAGACCGGAGGAGCAGCCAGAGGGCCUCGAGAAGUUGCAGGAAGGAGUGCUGGACCUCAAGGCCUGGGUGCGCCUGGCGAAUGGCGGAUCCACACGAAGCAAGGUGCGGGCGCCGGAGUUCUCGGAGCUCCCGAAGAUCCUGGCGAUGCCCGAGAAGGUGUUGGCUGCGCUGUUUCUCCUGCAUGACGUCAGUGUGGUCCAAGAGGCGGAUCUCAGCGGCAUGGGCUUGGAGAAGGCGCCCAGUGCGCUGAGGACCUUUCCAGGACUGCGGAGCAUUGAUUUGAGCCACAACAGGACCUUGACCUGCCUGCAGGCUCUGGGCAGCUGUAUGGAGCUGCAAGCUGUGCGUUUGUGCGGCUGUCAGAAGCUUUGGAAUCUCAAGCCCUUGGCCUCCCUCCCAGUGCUCCUCGCCUUGGACCUCGCCGACUGCGACAGCCUCACGGAUCUCCGAGGCCUCCUCGCUGGCUACGAGGGGCCACGGCCGGAAGAUGCGGCGCUCUCCCCGCGACCACCUUCAAGGGGCAGAAGCCCCGCCACGCAGGCGCGCGACCAGGUCCAGUCUGGGGCACUCACGCAGCGGUCUGCCAGGGCCCCCCGCGAAGAGACGCUGCUACCGCGGCCAGUGCGGCCGUUGGGCCAUCCAACACUCCGCUGGCUGGGCCUCAGCGGCUGCAAGAACCUCCACAGCGCGGAGCUGCUAACGGCUUGCCAGGACCUGUGCUACGUGGAUCUCUUCGACUGCAGCAGUGUAGAUGGCUUCCAUUGCUUCUGCGCUUGCAAUGCGGCGAAGGUGGAGCACUUGGUGUGGCCGAGCCUGGAUCAUCUCACCACCUUUGCAAAGCAAGCGGCCCUGCCUGCUGCCAGGACGUGGGAGCUGCUGAGUUUGGCCGUGGACAGCGUACGUCAGAAACAGCGCUGCCUGGAGGACCACGCUCCGCUGCCGCCCCUGCAGAAGCUGGCACGCACUGCGGCGCGGGAGGCAGCGCAAAGGGCAGAGAAGGACCUUGGGGCCGUGGAGGAAGUGCAGAUUCCCAAGACCUGGCUCUUCCCCGAGGAGAUGCCUGACACGGACGUAGAGGAUGAGAUGUCGGACGGGCUGCCGGACACCCGCGGCACAGUCUCUCAGUGCAUCCACCCGUACACCUGGGUGCGCAAGCUCCGGGCGGACGGCUUUAAGCCGGGCCCAGCCCUGCAGGGCACACAGCUCUUCCACGCUCUCGACCGCGACAGAGAUGGCUUGCUGUCCCAGAAGGAGUUCGCCUUUUUGGACCAGGAGUUUGGCAGUCCGGAGGAGGUGAAUGAGGCGAUUGGCUUUUUGUUGAAGAGGCAUCAGAUGGUGCACGACGUAGUUGCCAAGGAUUUGGCCGGGAAUCGCAAGAAGAUCGACACCAAGCGCCUCGUUGAGUGCAUGGUGAUUGCAGGGGCAGAGGAAGAGUGCGCCCAGCGCGCGUCUGCGGCGAUCCUCUACUGCACGAACACGCGGGGGACAUGCCAGGAAGCUUUGCAGCAGGGCUUGGGCGGCUUCGUGUUGGUCUACACCAUGUCGCUCUUGCAGAGUUUGCAGCAGUUCCUCAUGGACACUUUCGGGGGCCUGAAGAGGGCCUUCGAGCAGCUCGACAUCACCGGACGGCGCCGGAUCACGCUGGAGGAUUUUACAUCUGUCAUCAGCGACUUGCAGUGGCCUGAUAUCUCCCCGGGAGUUCUGGAGGUCAUGUUCCGCUUGCUGGACCGUGACUGCACUGGGGCCUUCCUGGAGAAGGACAUGGCAGCCUUCGAGCAGUUCAACGCUGAGAAGUGCCCCGGCUCCGCCACGAUGAAGGGCGCUUCUUCACAGAUGUUGAGCUCUAUGAAAUGGAUGUUGGCCAUGAAUGUGAGUAUUGUACGUUAG
Messenger RNA from Effrenium voratum, 2454 nucleotides. NCBI's taxonomy places the organism in Eukaryota, Dinophyceae, Suessiales, Symbiodiniaceae. The record is from the annotation of a GenBank genome assembly.